AUGGAUGGCGAACCUCCAGCCGAGGAGGACUUCUCCCUCAUCCCUCUCAUCGAAAGAAGUCAGCACAAGAACUGGAAAGCUCGGAUAUCAGCUUACACAGAAGUCAGCACAAGAGCUGCAAAGACCGCUUCAGACACCGAUCCUUUCUUCCGACCCUACGUCACCGAUGGACAAUUAUUACGGAAAUGGUGUCUCGAUGCAAACGCAGUAGCCCAUGAAAAGGCCGUGGAGGCCGUUCUGGCCCUCGUCCAGUAUAGCGGAGAGACCAGCGCCCGAACACGAAGCGACGUCAUGCCUGCAAUUGUCGACAAGGCCUUGGGGUCUACAAGAACGGGAACGAAGAGGAAAGGAAUGGAUCUGGCCGCGAUGUACGUCGAGGUAGAGAAUACUGGAGAAGGAGUAACUGCCGAUGUCCUAGUCGGGCUGGAUUCGAAGCAACCAAAGAUCGUGGCAGGAUCAGUAUCGGUCUUGAAAGAAUUGGUAGAAUCCUUCGGUGUCUCCGCUCUUGGCAACAUUAAGCCUAUCCUCAAAUCCAUUUCCAAAAUCUUUGCUCAUACCGACAAGACGGUCCGGACCGAAGGUACCGGUCUCGUUCUCGCCCUUUAUACGUACAUCGGGGAAGCUCUCACCCCAGCACUGUCAGAACUGAAGCCAGUACAAAUGGCCGACUUGCAAAAAUCUUUCGAUGCUCUGAAUGCCGAAGGGAAAGGUGCGGGUACCGGCAAAGCCACGAGAUGGACGAGGAAGACACAGAGAGAACGAGACGCAAAUGCUGGAGCAGACGACGUCUCAGAAGACGAGGUGGCUGAACCUGCAGCAGUCGACCCUCGGAGUUUCUUGGAUCCUGUCAAUGUCCUGAAGCUAUUUCCGGCCGAUGUCAUGGAUCGACUGUCAUCUACAAGCUGGAAGGAGAGAGUGGGUGUCCUGGAAGAAUGUAAUACCAUCCUGGCGGAUCCUCAAAACGGUCGGAUCAGCGACAACAAUAUUGAGGCUUAUGGAUCACUGGUUUCGGCUGUGGGAGCCAAGUGCAAGAGCGACACAAUGGUCAAUGUCGUCAUUGAAGGGUCGAAACUACUGGAAGGAUUAGCCAAGGGUAUCGGUAGACCUUUCGGGCGGUAUAGGAGCGUCACGCUGUCAUAUUUACUGGAACGAUUAAAGGAGCGGAAAGUCACAGUGGUCGAAGCUCUGGGUAAAGCUCUUGAUGCUAUCUUUGCAUGUACCACACUUCAGGACAUCAUUGACGACGUCCUCACUUCUCUCAAAUCGAAAAACCCACAGGUGAAAGAGAUGACCUUACGAUUCUUACAUCGGUCCCUCUGCACCACUCUAGAUGCUCCUGGCAAAGAUCAGGUCAAACCUCUGGCCGAAGCCCUCGUCGUACUGCUGGGGGAUAGUGCCGAAUCAACUCGAAGUGCGGCAGCAGACUGUCUGGGAACCCUGAUGAAGAUUGUUGGUGAGAGGACAUUCAACCCAUUUGUCGAACAUGUGGGGGAGCUCCAAAUGGUCAAAGUCAAAGAAGCUUUCACGAAGGCGGAGAUAAGAUACCGACCAGGAGCUGCCAAGCCUGUAGCAGGAGGCAAGUCAUCAGCGGCAGCUCCAAUAGCACGAAAAACUGGACCACCAAAGGCCAAUGGAACUUCGGUCCCACAAUCACCUGCGAUCCGUCAGACGAACUCGAUCCCAGCUUCUCCACCCAUCAAAGCUUCCGGAAAGUUCGGAGGCGGGGUACCCAUGGAGGAAUUUGCCCCACCUACUCGGCCACCCCCCACUCGCUUCACCGCCAAAACCAAACCUGUCGAGUCCGAAGGUGCUUCUGGUCCUCCUGCCAAAUCCGCUCAACCCGCUGCCCGUAAAGCUCCUAUUGCCGGACCGUCCAAAACAGCUCCUGCGCCCACAAAGUCAGCCGGACCCUCGAAAUCUCUCGCUCUCUCACCCUCCGAACCUGUCAAGUAUCGCUUCAGUCCAGAGGAAGCUGCCUCCCAGGCCGAACAACUCAUUCCUCCUCAGGUACAGACGAAACUAGUAGACCCAGCUUGGAAGGUGAAGUUGGAAGGAAUGGAUGAGCUCGUGACUUGGCUGAGCGAGGAAGGCGGUCUUGAGAAGACGGAAAGUGAGAUUAUCGUGAGGUUUCUGUGCAAGACGCCUGGUUGGGGAGAGAAGAUGUUCCAAGUGGCAGCGAAGAUGUACCUAGCGUUGAUGCUCGUUGCUGAGAAGAGUCCCACUUUCGGUCGGGCUUCGGCUGCUUUGGCCAUCGGACCAUUGACAGACAAGCUGGGAGAUAUCAAGCUGAAGAAGCCAGCUGGGGAUGCGUUGACAGCGUUUGCCGAGAGAACGUCCCUGGCAUUCGUGCUCGCUCAAGGCUACGAACCGAUGACAAAGCAGAAAGCCGUCAAAGCCCAGGCUGACGCUCUUACCUGGAUCAAGCAGCAGCUCAUCGAAUUUGGCAUUGCCGGUAUUCCCUUGCGAGACUUGAUCACAUUUUGCAAGACGGGUCUCCAAUCUCCGAACGCUGGGGUUCGAUCCAGCGCCACUCAAGUGCUAGUGACUGUACGCACGUUCGUCGGCGCAGAUAUCUCCGGCUUUUUAGAAGAUCUCAAUCCUCAGUUGCUCACUACAAUCAACAAUGAGUGCGAGAAAGUCGCCGGUCAAGCUGCCCCAGAGCCGACUCGUACACAAGCGGACCUCAGGGAAGCCGCACCGUCAUCGGGUAAAGCUGGCGGUAAAGUCGUUCCUGACCCAUUAGACGACCUAAUCCCUCGGGUAGAUCUAGACAAGCUGGUCGCUUCGACGUCCGUCAUUGCCGACUCGAAGAGCGAUGCUUGGAAGACCCGAAAAGACGCGUUCCAGGCGUUGGACGAGUUGUUAGAAGUCAAGUCUAACUCCCGCCUGAAGCCAAACAUGGGUGAAAUCGGCACGGUGCUCCGGAAAGCUCUCGGAGACCAGAAUCUGUCGGUCAAAAUGCUCGCUCUGAGCAUCAUCACAAAGAUCUCGACUGGGAUGGGUGCACCGUUCGACAAGUACAAUCGCAUACUCGUGGCGGCCGUGUGUAGCGUGUGUGCCGAUCAGAAGGCUUCUAUCCGUUCUGUGGCUCUCAACACUUUGUCUGCGAUGCUCGACGCCUCCGGCAACUUGGAUCAUAUGUUCACCGGCAUUGCGACGAGCUUGGAGAACCCCAAUCCAGCUCUGCGAGCUUCCGUCCUCGGUUGGCUGGCUGAAAAGCUGCAAGCAAACCCUCCGUCUGCCAGCGCCGACAUGACUCCCCUGGCAGCUUCAGUGCUUUCCUGUUUGGAAGAUCGAAACGGUGAUGUGCGCAAGGGAGCAGGAUCCGUCCUUCCAUUCGUCGUCGCCAAUGUUGGUUUCGAUCACGUCAUGGAUCUGACGUCAACCUUGAAACCGGCGUCCAAGGCUACCAUCGUUCCACUCAUUAAUAAUGCCAAAGGCGCUGUUCCUGCUAAAUCCUCCGGAUCAAGUACGGCGGCUGCACCGUCUGCUGUAGGUACCCCAAGGGCGAAAGUCGUGACUGGAGCAAAGACAUCAGCUCCUCCAAGUCCUGCUGCGAGGGGACGUAGUCCCGCGCCCGGUGCAGGAAGGUCCAUCGCUCCUCCUGGCAGAUCCCUAGCUAUGAAAGCCCUUUCUUCUGCGCCCACUACACGUCCGCCAUCUGCAACUAGCGACGACAGACCCACUGCUUAUCCCAAAUCUCGACUUGGGUCCACACGUCCUACUUCCGUUGCUCCUACCCAGCCCAUCGCAUCGCCCAGUGACUCCUCUCGUACCCCUCCGUUCAUCUUCUCCAAUUCAGAUCUCCGGGCUAUGCGCGUCAAGAAAGACUCCUCGCGAUGGACCCUUGAACCCUCACCUAAGUCCGACUUGUCUGAGUAUCUGCAAGUGCAAAUGGAGGCCACUGUAUCUCCCGAGCUCCUCGCUCUGUUAUUCAGCAAGGAUCAUAGAGCAGAGGAAGAUUAUAUGGCUGGGCUGUCCCAAAUCACAGAAUUCUAUAGCGGCAAAGCGGCGGAAGCGUAUGGCCUAGAGGAAGAAGAGAUAACGGGUCGGCAGCUGGCAAACGUAGAUCUGGCUUUGAAGUACGCGGCAUUGAAGUUGCUGGGGAAUAACUCGCAGUUGAUCAGUCGGUGUUUAGAGGUGAUAGGGAGUGUCGUUGAGACUUUGUCGAAGUCUACUGAGCGAUUGUCCGAUACUGAGGUCAAAUCUUUUGUCCCUGCCUUGGUGUUCAAGCUCGGAGACGCCAAAUUCGUCCCCAAAUUACAGCCCAUCUUCGACAGCCUGGGUACAGUGACAGCGACGUCUCAAGUCCUUUCGCUAUUGGUGCAAUUCGGAUUAGAGGAUAAGCAUGCUGGCAAGACGUGCAAGAAUGAAACUUUGGGUCUGAUCGAGAAGGCGUAUAAGAAACGAGGGAGUAUCCUGCGGAUCAAGGAUGAGAAAGGAUUUUACGAUGCUGUAGCACGGUGCAUACAGGACAGCGGAACGCGCCAGGCGGCAUUGAGUCUCAUGGCGAAUCUUCAGUUACAAGGGGGCUCGCCUGUGCUGCAAAAUGUCAUCGACUCCAUGCCACAAGCUAGCAAAGAUAUGUUGGCUAAUCGCAAAGCCACGAUGGUGGCGUCAAAAGCGGCGCCAGCUACUAUCGGUGGUGUGGCUCGAGCUUCAGCUUCAGCCUUAGCUGCAACCGACACUCCAUCUCGUCUAAAGAAGCCGACGGCCCUCGGUGCUGUCAGUCCUGGAAUACCCAAACUUCGACGAACUUCAUUGACCGAAUCCCCUAAACUUGGUUCUCCUCGGAACAUCCCCUCGCCCAGUGGGCUCAAACCUCGAUCAAACAUCCCAUCACCUGCUCCAAAGAAGACGGCUUUAUCAGCUCUUCCUCGAGCAACUACUCAACUUGCUCAACCCACCUCCCCUCCUGAUGCGUUCUCGUCCCGACUUCCUGUCCAACCUCCUCGUAAAGGAUCCUCGAACUUGUCACCUCUCUUACCUCAGAAUGGGUUCUCCGUUCCUGGGACUGACACUCUCGCUGCUAUCGACGCCAUCAGACAGGACGAUCUGGAAGAAGCCAUCGACGCUCUCAAAACGCUACAAGAGCUUUUACUUGAACGUUCGGACACUUUCCGCUCAUGCACAUCUACUCUAGUGGAGACCUUAGGUGACGAAUUGAACCGUGGGUUUACUCCUCCGGAAAACCUAUUGGAUCUCCCAAAAUUCCGAUUAGUCAAACAUCUCUUACAAGCCGUGAACAAUCUAUCAGCCAACCAAGAUCUCAUGCGUCGACUGAAAUCGCAAGAAGUUUACACCCUGAUACAAUGUCUCUCACUCCGGUUGGUCCAGGCGGAUAGGCUAGGUGGGGCUCCCAAGGAGUUGGCGGGAUUCAUGAACCAGAUCAUGAUACAGAUCAUGAGUAUGGCAGAACGAGAUCUCGUCUUUAGGGUCAUGUUUCGAUUGUUCGUGGAUUUAUCUGGUGAUUUCUCAGAGACAAGACCUGAUUUAGAGAGUGAAGUGGUGGCUCAUGCGGAUUUAGUACUCAAAUGUUUAUGGAAGAGAUGUCGGGUGAUUGAUGAUGAUCUCAGACAUGGGAGAGUGAGACCGGGUACCAUGUUGAAUAUCUUGGAAGAGUUCACUCAGGCGGUGAAUCCUAUGGAAUAUAGGAGAAGGGAAAAGGAAGGCGUGGCUUUGGGAGAAUUACCAUUGAGAACGAUCAAGACGAUCAUGCAGCGGAUCAUCAUAUACGCCAAAGAAAAUAACCAGGAGGUCUUUGACAUCCUCCGUGGAGAAUUCGGAGAUCGAGCAGCGGAUACAAUAGUCUAUUCCUACAUCUUCCGUUUACUGGGUAAAGAUGAAGCUGCCGCUGCUCGUCUACGUCAACGUAGUCCUCAACGUAAUAUCAAUGGACAUUCUAGACCUCAUUCUCCCGUUCGUCCACUUAGCGUAGCUAGUUCCGAGCAUCAACAAUCGGAAGCAGACCAUCAUCGACCAGUAUCACCUUUUACCGCCGAAAUACCUCCGGCCGUGCCAGAAAUAUCCGAGGCGGAGAUGCUUGUUAAAGGACUAGGAUUUCACAAUCAACAGAGUCAAUUAGACAAAUUACAUGAUUUCAUAACUGCUAAUCCGGAGAAAGAACCAGAGGUUCAGAAAGCUAUUUCGGCACAUUUGUCAGGUACUGUUCAAAUAUACAUCCGAAGAGCAUUGGAACAACGACGACAAUCUCAAUCUCCGAUACAUGAAACAGUCUCCCCAGUACGUUCACCUAAUCCAACACCUUCAACACUGCCAGCCAAACCUGCACGUCGUUCACUCGCCCCUGGUCCUAGACCAUCAAGUGUAGCAGUGGACAAAUCAGCUCCUAUAGAUGAUCAAUUAUCCGCUUACAAGGCAUUAUUCAAUCGCGGUCAGAACGUCAGUGGGAGUGGAAGUGAAGGUGGUCAUGGAAGUCCUGGUGAACCUCUCUCGGAGAUAUUACCUCCACAGUAAGUGUAGAGUAGAGGUAGAGGACUGGGUGAACAAUGGAGUGUACCGAUAUUAAGAUUAGUUUGGGAUCUGAGAGAUAUCUUCUUUUUUUUCUACAUGCAUUUUAGAUGUAUACCAG
Molecule: messenger RNA, 6592 nt
Organism: Tremella mesenterica DSM 1558
Lineage: Eukaryota; Fungi; Basidiomycota; Tremellomycetes; Tremellales; Tremellaceae
Exons: 17
Coding region: 1-6477 (2158 amino acids)
Biological process (GO): establishment or maintenance of microtubule cytoskeleton polarity; mitotic spindle organization; microtubule polymerization
Cellular component (GO): centrosome; spindle pole body; kinetochore
Molecular function (GO): microtubule plus end polymerase activity; microtubule plus-end binding
Source: RefSeq, a predicted model, not a curated record